GCAAGCCAGACCGGAGGGUCACUGGAUUGAGACUAAAUCAGCAGUCAAUGGAGAAAAUCAAGGAGGAGGUCAAAGCUUCCUUAAUGGAGGAAUUUGAACAGAAGUUAAAAGACGUAGAGAGCCAGGUCAGGGAGCAACUACUCUCCGUGAUGCAGCACAAUGGCGGUCUAAAAUUUCCGGAAGACUCCGACUUGUCCCAAACCCCCGGUUCUGAUCUACCACCACCAAUGUUGAAGGAGGCUACAUCAGAAAACAACAAGUCUAACGGGAAGAGCAAAGAAAAACUUGACAUUAGCGACCUUAAAUCAGGGGAGUCAGCCAGCAAUGUCAAAGGGCCUAUACUACAAGUUAGGGAAGACAUACUUGCAUCUGUUGGUAAGAAAAGUACUCUCUUGAAUUUGCAACAUGUCAUGGAGAGUCAUCCUGAGCUUUAUGGUGUCACGUCAGUUCACCUGGAUGCUAAGGUGUUCCACUUCGAAAAGGACGCCGAAACUUUUGUCACAGCAGAGGAUAUUACCCUAUUACUUAGAGGGGAAAGACUGAAUAUUUCCGUUGUUCAAGUCUUCAUGAUGUUUCUGAUUGACAAGUACAAAUCUUCAUUUGAUUUGUCACAUAUUGGGUUUCUUUGUCCCGAAAAAAUAGCAGCAUCAAAUGUCCGUCACCACCAUAAAGUCACCUCAAAGUACAUGAGCAACGUUUUCUUAUCCAGUAGGGAUAGGGGUGAUGCCGGAAACCAACUCAUAUUGGCCCCAUAUUUUGAAGAGGAGCACUGGAUGCUCAUCGUUAUUAACCUUACAUGCGGCAAAGCCUUCAAGUUUGAUUCCUCCAAGUCUGAAAAGGAGCAAUCUUUGACAAUAAAAGAUUGUUUGGAUAUGGCUUAUAAUGUCUAUGAGGUUCAAGGUAGGAAGGGGCGCAGCUCUAGACUCAAAUGGUUUUCUAUUAAGUGUGCUCAACAAACCGGGGGUGCUGAGGGUGGCUAUUAUGUCAUGAAAUUUAUGCAUGAGAUAGUCACAAUGUACAAUGACUGUCAAAAUAUGGAAAAGGAUUACCAAAGAGGAGAUGAUCCCUACAGUGAUAAGGAAAUCAAUGAGGUUCGAGAGCAAUGGGCAGUCUUUUUUGAAGACAAGUAUUUGUGAAAAACCUAUUUAGUUGGUAUUCUUGAUAACCUUCUGUAAAUAUCUUAAAUCUCAAGGUUAUAUGCUUUAGUUAACGUCUUUAUAUGUUCUACCAUGUGCUUACAUACUCCGUAAUCCAUGUAUGUGAUGUUGGUGAUGAUUCGUGUAACAUUUGAGAUGAUAUGUAUUGAUGUGGUGUUGGUGGUAUUUGAGAUUGAAAAGGUUGUGGUGGAGAUUUCUGGGUAUUAAUGUCUUGUGAUGACAGGUUUGCUGAAAUUUUCUUCUGGGUGGUCCAAGUACAGAGGAAUUUUGCUCAAAUUUUUCCCUCAAAUGUAGAGUUAAUGGUGGUGCUAGACUGCUACUAGACUUUCGUGGUUGUGGUGGUAUUUCAGGGGCCGGUGGUGGUGAAUUCUUGGAAGAUUUGUGGUUGUGACGUGGUGUGCUGUGGCACUCGUGGUAGGGGCUACUGCACUCGUGGUGGCACUCGGGUGAUGGCUGUUUUUAUAUUAUAAAACCAAAAGAAAAUAGGUAGUAUUUUCUGCGGCGUAGCCCUGUGGGCUGCAGGAAAAAUGUAAAAACUAGGCUUUUUUUCGCCACAGGCCUUAGUCCUUGCAUCCCCCUGGAGCAAGAAAAAGAAUCCUGGACUUGUUGCUGCCACUUAUACAGCUAGCCGAGCCCACAGAUAAAUUGUAUGCCUGGCGCAAUUGAUGUUUUUUCUAAUAGUGGUUCACCGUACACAGCUACGUCUGACUUCCUCCAUGUUCUGCUGUAGAUGGGAGCCUUGGAGAGACAUUACGGAAAACUCCCGGACUGCUCACUCAAAUUCUUCCCAGGAAUGCACUGAAUGGUAGUGACAUACUGGAUUCUGGGAUUUUUUACAUCAAUACCGUCAGAAGACUCGGAAUCAUACUUGUGUGUUUUUUCAGUUUUUACAUUCAUAGGCUUUUAAUGAGUUGUGAGUUGUGACUUCAGAACAGCAUUUGACCUAAGGUCUUUUUCUUCCUCUGAAAACUCUCUUUGACCCUUGUUUACUCGAAUUUGUUCAAGGAAUGCACUGCUCAGCUAUCUGCAUAGCCACCUUAGAA
Messenger RNA from Spinacia oleracea (spinach), 2200 nucleotides. RefSeq lists its product as uncharacterized. Gene Ontology annotation, biological process: proteolysis. The record is from RefSeq and is a predicted model, not a curated record. NCBI's taxonomy places the organism in Eukaryota, Viridiplantae, Streptophyta, Magnoliopsida, Caryophyllales, Amaranthaceae. The transcript has 8 exons. Gene Ontology annotation, molecular function: cysteine-type peptidase activity. Bases 48 to 1136 code for a protein of 362 amino acids.